AUGGUCAAUAACUUACAAGAUAAAUUAAGAGCUCAAACACAGCUGGUGAAUAUACAGCUUCAACAAGCCCUGGACAAUGCAACACAUCAUAUUGCGAAUCUCCAAACAGAACACAUUCAACAACAGGAACAGAACCUCGAGCAACAGCAACAGCAACAGCAACAGAUCCUCGAGCAACAGCAACAGAUCCUCGAGCAACAGCAACAGAUCCUCGAGCAACAGCAACAGAUCAGAGAGUUACAAGAGCAGAUGGAUGAGUUACGAAGACGACUUCCUCCUGAUGAUGAGAACCAUUGA
This is a messenger RNA of Acytostelium subglobosum LB1, 297 nucleotides long. RefSeq lists its product as hypothetical. The record is from RefSeq and is a predicted model, not a curated record. Lineage: Eukaryota; Evosea; Eumycetozoa; Acytosteliales; Acytosteliaceae. The coding region runs from base 1 to 297 and encodes 98 amino acids. The transcript has a single exon.